UGCGGUGAGGGCUCGCGGCCGCCUUCCACACUCCGUCCUCCCGCAGGCUCCCGCCGGCCGUAGCCGUCUCCCGCCGAGAUUGGCGCGCGGGCGGGGGGCAGAGGCGCGGUGAGUGCGCGCCUCUACGGAGCAUUACGGCACCCUCGUUCCCGGCUCCGGCCGCCAGCCCAGCCUCGCCGCCUAGCCUCGCGGGUCGGGAGCCGGGACUGGCGAGCCGCGACGGAGGGAGGGAGCGAGAGCAGUAGCGAGAGGAGCAGGCCGCGCGGGCCCGCGCCCAGCCCGGCGCCGCCACAGCCAUGGCCGAGCGCCGCGCCUUCGCUCAGAAGAUAAGCAGAACUGUAGCAGCUGAAGUUAGGAAGCAGAUCUCUGGACAAUAUAGUGGUUCUCCCCAGCUGCUCAAAAACCUCAACAUAGUUGGUAAUAUAUCUCAUCAUACCACAGUGCCCCUUACUGAAGCAGUAGAGCCUGUGGAUUUGGAAGAUUACCUCAUUACUCACCCUUUAGCUGUGGAUUCUGGACCUCUAAGGGAUUUGAUUGAAUUUCCUCCAGAUGAUAUUGAAGUUGUUUAUAGUCCUAGGGAUUGCAGAACCCUUGUUUCAGCUGUCCCUGAAGAAAGUGAAAUGGAUCCACAUGUUAGAGAUUGUAUAAGAAGUUACACAGAAGAUUGGGCAAUUGUCAUCAGAAAAUAUCAUAAACUGGGAACAGGAUUUAAUCCUAAUACAUUGGAUAAGCAGAAAGAAAGACAAAAGGGUUUGCCUAAACAAGUCUUUGAAUCUGAUGAAGCUCCAGAUGGCAACAACUACCAGGAUGAGCAAGAUGAUCUUAAAAGACGCUCAAUGUCAAUAGAUGAUACUCCAAGGGGUAGCUGGGCCUGCAGUAUCUUUGACUUGAAAAAUUCACUUCCUGAUGCUUUGCUUCCUAAUUUACUUGAUCGAACGCCAAAUGAAGAAAUAGACCAUCAGAAUGAUGAUCAAAGGAAAUCAAACCGUCACAAGGAACUUUUUGCUUUGCAUCCAUCACCAGAUGAGGAAGAACCUAUAGAACGACUUAGUGUUCCUGAUGUACCCAAAGAACAUUUUGGUCAAAGACUUCUUGUAAAAUGUUUAUCACUCAAGUUUGAGAUAGAAAUUGAGCCCAUUUUUGCAAGUUUGGCUUUAUAUGAUGUCAAAGAAAAGAAAAAGAUUUCAGAAAACUUUUAUUUUGACCUUAAUUCAGAACAGAUGAAGGGGUUGUUACGUCCACAUGUACCACCGGCAGCCAUUACCACCCUGGCAAGAUCAGCCAUUUUUUCUAUAACUUAUCCUUCCCAAGAUGUCUUCCUUGUGAUAAAGCUGGAAAAGGUCCUACAGCAAGGAGACAUUGGAGAGUGUGCAGAACCAUAUAUGAUUUUCAAAGAAGCUGAUGCCACCAAGAAUAAGGAAAAAUUGGAGAAACUGAAAAGUCAAGCUGAUCAGUUUUGCCAGAGACUUGGGAAAUACCGUAUGCCUUUUGCCUGGACUGCAAUUCAUUUAAUGAAUAUUGUUAGUAGUGCUGGGAGUUUAGAAAGAGAUUCUUCAGAAGUAGAAAUAAGUACUGGAGAACGAAAAGGUUCUUGGUCAGAGAGGAGGAAUUCCAGUAUUGUUGGUAGACGGUCACUUGAAAGGACAACUAGUGGGGAUGAUGCUUGCAACUUGACCAGCUUUCGACCUGCUACUCUCACUGUGACAAAUUUUUUUAAGCAGGAAGGAGACCGCUUAAGUGAUGAAGAUCUGUACAAGUUUCUUGCUGAUAUGAGAAGGCCGUCUUCUGUCUUGAGGCGGUUGAGACCUAUUACAGCUCAGCUGAAGAUAGACAUUUCUCCUGCCCCUGAAAAUCCUCAUUAUUGCCUAACCCCAGAGCUGCUUCAAGUGAAACUUUACCCUGACAGCAGAGUCAGACCUACCAGAGAAAUUUUAGAGUUUCCUGCCAGGGAUGUCUAUGUUCCAAACACUACUUACAGGAAUCUGCUCUACAUAUACCCUCAAAGUCUUAAUUUUGCCAAUCGUCAAGGUUCUGCCAGAAAUAUUACAGUGAAAGUUCAAUUUAUGUAUGGAGAAGAUCAGAGUAAUGCCAUGCCGGUAAUCUUUGGUAAAUCUAGCUGUUCAGAAUUUUCAAAGGAAGCCUAUACAGCCGUAGUAUAUCAUAACAGGUCUCCUGAUUUUCACGAGGAAAUCAAGGUUAAACUCCCUGCUACUUUGACUGACCACCAUCACUUGCUUUUUACUUUUUAUCAUGUUAGCUGUCAACAGAAACAAAAUACUCCUCUUGAAACCCCAGUUGGAUAUACAUGGAUACCAAUGCUUCAGAAUGGACGGUUGAAGACUGGACAGUUUUGCCUACCUGUCUCACUGGAAAAACCACCACAGGCUUAUUCUGUGCUCUCUCCAGAG
Messenger RNA from Nannospalax galili (Upper Galilee mountains blind mole rat), 2408 nucleotides. RefSeq names its product dedicator of cytokinesis protein 7. The transcript is spliced from 18 exons. The annotation marks the transcript as partial. NCBI's taxonomy places the organism in Eukaryota, Metazoa, Chordata, Mammalia, Rodentia, Spalacidae. Gene Ontology annotation, molecular function: guanyl-nucleotide exchange factor activity. Gene Ontology annotation, biological process: small GTPase-mediated signal transduction; axonogenesis; positive regulation of GTPase activity. The record is from RefSeq and is a predicted model, not a curated record.